AAUAAUAACAUUAAUGUGUCGACUUCCACUACACACUCCUUUUCAUUGAUAUCUUUUUUUUUAUGAAUGAACCACGGAGCUGGAAAUGGGACGGCGAAGUGGACGCUCUGCGAUUGGCUGUCAUUGGUUGACGUCACCUCCGCCGUUACGCCAUGCACCCAUUCAUAAAACGGGGGGAGUAAAAAAAGAGAGAGUGAAAAACAAUCGUAAGAAGAAAUUCUCAGAGAGAGAAGACAGAGGAGGGAGAAACUGUUCUAAUAACGUCUGUAAGAAUGCUGCGCUGUUAGCGCUGAUUUUGGAGCCGCCCUAGCGUUACUUCCAAGCCCCCACACGGUGAGCCAUGGAGGAGCUGUGUCAGAUGGAGUGCACCGUGCUCAAGCGGCUCCUGAAGGACGACGGCGCCAAGUGUCUGCUGCUCGACUGCCGCUCCUUCCUCGCAUUCAGCGCCGGCCAUAUCCGCGGCGCCGUCAACGCCCGCUGUAACACAAUCGUCCGCCGUAGAGCCAAGGGCUCCGUGCUGAGCCUGGACCAGAUCCUGGCCGGGGACGAGGAGGAGGUCCGGGGCCGCCUCCGCUCCGGGAUGUACUCCGCCGUGGUGCUGUACGACGAGAGGACACCGGACCCUGAAGCCGUGAGAGAGGACAGUACCGUCCGGCUGGUGCUGAGCGCGCUGUGCAGAGACUCCACCGGAAGUCAUGUUUACCUGCUGAAAGGGGGUUACGACAGAUUCUUCACAGAAUACCCUGAGUUCUGUUUAAGGACCAAAUCGUUACCGUCCUUCACCAGUCAGUCCAGCAUCGACUCAACUUGUUCGUCCUGUGGGACGCCACACCGUGACCAAGGCGGCCCCGUGGAGAUUCUCCCCUUCCUGUAUCUGGGCAGCGCUCUCCACGCCUCCAAGAAGGAGGUCCUGGACGACAUGGGGAUCUCAGCGUUGCUGAAUGUGUCGUCUGACUGUCCCAAUCACUUUGAGGGAACAUACCAGUACAAAUGCAUCCCCGUGGAGGACAACCAUAAAGAGGACAUCAGCUGCUGGUUCCUGGAGGCCAUAGAGUUCAUAGACUCGGUACGAGACUCCAGUGGACGAGUGUUGGUCCACUGUCAGGCCGGUAUUUCCCGCUCUGCUACCAUCUGCCUGGCCUACCUCAUGAAGAGAAAACGCGUGCGCCUUGAUGAAGCCUUUGAAUUUGUUCGCCGGCGCCGCAGCAUUAUAUCCCCCAAUUUCAGCUUUAUGGGGCAGUUGUUGCAGUUUGAGUCCCAGCUUCUCGCAACAUCUUGUGCUGCUGAGGCCGCGGCCACUGCUAGCCCGCUGCUCGGACCCAAGUCGUCAACGACUGUUGCCGCUGCCUCGGUGACAACCACGCCCACCUCUCCAUUCAUUUUUAACUUCCCUGUGUCUGUGGUCAACCCGGUGUACCUGCACCACAGCCCACUCACGACCUCUCCAGGCUGCUGAUGGACAGUUGACGAUUACCCCAAACAAAAUCUGAGCACAGACUGAGCGUCAAACAAGCUCAGAGUCUUUACUGACCCUGGCGGUUUCUAUGUGCUUCCAGAACAGGUGGUGAGAAAUGACUUGGUGCCUGAUUCUAAACUAUAGACCAUAGAUAAGAAAUGGAUGCAGCUGUUUACUUCCUGAAGUCAGCCCAGCUUCAAAGCCCAUACGUAGAUAAACCUGAAGCUAGGCUUGGAUUAUUCAACGGUAAUUCACACAAUUGUCCAUCUUUCUUCAUCUUCAUAAAAAGACAUAAUGAGUGGCGUUGGAGACCACAGACUCCUCAGGAAAAGUCAGUCUUUGCGUUGUUUUAUAGACGUCACUUCUAAGUCUUCUAUAUGAUGCAGCUGCCGCAGUUUUACAGGCUGACAUUUUUUUCACCAAGAAAAGAGACAGAUGUGCAUACAGCAGCUACUACUUUGUAGCAUCACAUUAGCUUUCAACCUGACAAUACUUUCUUUUCUUUUUUUUCUUAGCUUUAUCCUGAGUUUUUGGCCCAUUUUUUUAUUAACCAAAUUGUCUAAGUUCAUCUUUGUUUAUUUUCUCUUUGGCUCAGUUUCUUUUUCUCUUUUUUUAUUCAAGAUUUUAUCACUCUACUGUUGUUUCUGUGAAUGUUUUUCAGAACUCAGAUUUUGAGCUUCAUCUGCUGUUUAUUUGCUACUUAAGCUAAAUACCAUCUUAAAAAAUUCUGAACACAGCGCCACCUUGUCUACAAACUUUAGACUCCAAACUGCUGGUCUUGGAGUUGACUUUUACAAUCACACCACUACGUUCAUUUCUUAUCAGUGAUCAAUUCUCAAAACAAAGAAACAAACAAACUGAAACAAACAAACAUAACUUUUAAACAAAUGUGGAGAAACCAGCCAGCAAUCCUUCCAUUUUUCUGAUUUUUCUCUACACUGACCAAAAAUGAACUGGUUUUAAUGAAAGUUCCCGUGAAAAAAAGCUUUGGACAUUUUGAACUUUGACUGGAGACGAGUUCUCUUGCAUAUAAACAGUGAGACACGAAGAGGCACAAAUACACACACAUACAGAUUUACUCACACAUUCAUGACUAUGUGAAUGAGCUCAGUAUGAAGGCUGGGUGUGUUGCUAUGGAGACAACAGGUCCUUUAGCAGAGGAGAUGGACACAGGAAGGGAGGAAGGAAGGAGGAAUUUUAAGCACCUUCUCCAUCUCCUCUCUGAGAUUCAGUCCCUGCUGCAGCCAGACUGGGAAAAAAGUGGGGGGUCUGAGGGGUGGGGGUGGGGUGUGUGGAUAGAAAACAGGAGAGCUCCGACAUUGGCAGGUGCUCCUGUGACGACAAAUCUGUCUGGAGCUUCCUGUCCUUCCUACCUCCUUCAUCUUUCUUUCAUCCCUUUAUCCUCCUCGUCUCUUUAAUCGAGAGGAGAUCAUUCAAUCUAGACGCCAAAUAAAGACACGAUGGCCCUAAAAAUGGAGCAGGAAACCCCUGUGUUUACAAUAGUCCAGUCAGUCCUUGUCACCUCCUGGUAUAAGGUAUAACAGAAAUGAUUCAAUUUUUUUUUUUAAUUGUCUAUUCAGAUUUUAAGAACAAAAUAAUACAUAACUCCACAGAAUCUGCUUUCAAUAAAUGAGAUGAAAGACAGGAGCGGAAUAUGUUCAAUAAAAUUAAAUCAGUUAAACUAGGAGCUGAGAGUCAAACAUUCAGACUUUUUUUUAGAAUUAUUAAUAAUAUUUUUAUCUUUCAGACUCAAAUGUUUUCAAAAAUCAGACAAAUGUUUCCUUCAAUCUUGUAAAGAAAACAUUGUAUUUAAAGUUUUUAAAUGCAAUAACAAAAUUUUGAGAAAAAAAUAAAACAGCAAUUUAAUACUGAGAUGACCCUGAGUGGAAAUAUAUUUAAAAAAUGUUUUAACACUCUGAGAACUUAAGGUUAAAAUGGAAGAUAAGAGUUAAAAUGUAAAAGUUGGAGUUUUAAACAUAUGAUUUGGUACUGGGGUUGAAAAUCUAAAGGUUGGGUUCCAUAUUAGGUUUGUCAAACAAAAUAAAAAAAACAAUAUAAAUGACUGAUUUAAAGUGUGAAUUCUGAACUAAUUCUCUCAUUUUAAGCUUGAUUUGUGAUGCAAACGUCAAAACAUCUUUUAAUCAUAUUAAUGCCAGAAUUUUAAUACAAGUUUGUCUUUGUUAUUUUCCUAUUUUUUAUUCUAGUGCAAUUGCAUUUUCACAUUCUAACAUACAAAACAAUCAUUUAUCUAUUCUAUAAUUGAUCUAUUGUUUUUAAUUGAAUUUAACUCUUUGCUCUGUUUAUAAAGAUGCCUCUUUAGCAGCAGCAGUGGUCAUAGUAUAGAGUCCUGACACACACAUUGUACACACGCACAUGCACACACACAAACACAAACACACACACAAGGGUAUUUAUUAUUAGGAAAAAACACACACUCUACUUAUUCCUGUUUUAUGAUGAUUUUUGGCACCAAUCUCUGUAGCACUUUGAAGUGAUGCAAUACUGUAGUUGAACUGUAGGUGACGGAGGACGGAACGGACGUCAGUGAAGACAAGAUGGAAAACGCAAUACUUUUGUCCACACGUAUGUGUUUCUGUGUGUGUGUCUGUGUGUGUGUCUGUGUGUGUGUGUGUGUGUGUGUGUGUGUGUGUGUGUGCCCCUCUGCUCACAGUGUGUUUUCACACCAUGGCAAUAUCAAUCCCCACACUUAGACAUUUCUAUAUUUAAAAAAACCCUAAAAAAGUGUUUUCUCUGAAUUUAUUGUGAAUUAAACAAUCUGUGUUUUUAUUUAUUACUGGAGAUCUGCUGUUGAAUAAAUAAUGUUCCACAUGU
This is a messenger RNA of Cynoglossus semilaevis (tongue sole), 4288 nucleotides long. RefSeq names its product dual specificity phosphatase 4 (gene dusp4). Bases 341 to 1456 code for a protein of 371 amino acids. The transcript is spliced from 4 exons. Gene Ontology annotation, molecular function: MAP kinase tyrosine/serine/threonine phosphatase activity. Gene Ontology annotation, biological process: negative regulation of MAPK cascade; protein dephosphorylation; endoderm formation. Lineage: Eukaryota; Metazoa; Chordata; Actinopteri; Pleuronectiformes; Cynoglossidae. The record is from RefSeq and is a predicted model, not a curated record. Gene Ontology annotation, cellular component: cytoplasm; nucleus.